This is a messenger RNA of Mytilus californianus (California mussel), 1640 nucleotides long. RefSeq names its product photoreceptor outer segment membrane glycoprotein 2-like. Gene Ontology annotation, cellular component: membrane. The record is from RefSeq and is a predicted model, not a curated record. NCBI's taxonomy places the organism in Eukaryota, Metazoa, Mollusca, Bivalvia, Mytilida, Mytilidae. Bases 75 to 1460 code for a protein of 461 amino acids. The transcript has 4 exons.
CAUCCAAGAUGGCGGUAAAAUUAAGUCAAAUCUGAAAAAAAAUUCUGAAAAUGGUUUGAAAAUGGAAAAUCCCCAUGGGUUGGCCAAAUUUAAAAAUCAGUGAAACAACCAGACGUCGACUUGCAAAGAUAGCUGCUGGUCUCAACGUUGCUGGCAUAUUAAUGUGUUUGAUUGUUAUGAUUACUGGCGCUUAUAUAUUUGCAGCCAUUCAAAGUAAGACGCACUUGAUUGAAGAUUUUGAUCCUAAUUCGCUGCCAAUAUUUCUGAUUAUUGUUUCGUUUGUUGGAAUGUUUACAAGUGCUUGUGGAAUCAAAAUUUGCUGGAGCAAUCAUAAACCCAAAAAUCGCGCAAAUUUGAAUCUAUUCUUGUUUAUAUAUAUAAUUAUGGUGGCAGUCUUAUUUUUGUGUGUUUUUGUAUCCGCUAUAAUAUGCUUUGUUGCUAUUGGACUUCUAGAAAAGGGAUUCUCUACUGGUAUUUCAUCGUCAAUGAAAAAAUAUAAAGAUAUCCAAAGUAAGAAAGCAGAGAUUGACCAGCUUCAAAUUGAGUACAGAUGUUGCGGUGAUAAAGCAUAUACAGACUGGUUCAAAGUCACUUGGAUAGACGAAAAAUACCUGAGUUCAACUAAGAAGAAGAAUAUUGAACGGACUGGAGACAGUUAUUUGAAUGACGAUGUUCCAUUCAGCUGCUGUAAUCCAAUAAGGGAUAGACCAUGUGUCCAUCAUCAUGUCCAUGACGAUGACAUGCAUUUCAACUAUGACUUUAAGACUAAGCUUUCCCUCUUCAAGAUUGGAUGUACAACUGCUUUGAUGAACUUCUAUGGUAAAAAGGUUCUCAGUAAUAUCGGUUGUGUCAUCGUGGUGGUAUCGAUUUUAGAGUUUGCCAUUUUGCUUAUAUCCAGAAUUCUACAGACGUCUAUAGCAACAGCAAUAAAAGCCGAUGACAUAGAAGGAAUUUCGAAUGGGUACCUGUUUCCUUUUGGUAAGGACUUAGGAGACGAUUCUACAGGAUUAAAGAACCAGGAAGAUACAGACAAAGAACCAUUACUCCAGACUAAAGUAAUUAAUAUAAACGACCCUGGCGAUUCUUUCUUUGACGAUUCUUCUUUUGAAAAUCAGUACGUUGAUGACCCAACCCAGCCUCUUAUAGGUGAUCAAGUCAAAGUAAACCACACAAUGCAGCCACGUACCGAGGGCUUAUACAUGAAUAUAGACCCAUCACAGCCUCCUAUCGAGGAUGAAUACGAAAAAUAUCAGCAACAAGCUUUACCUAACACAAAUGAAGAGCCACUAUAUGAUAGUGUAUAUGGAAUACCUACAAUGGAUUCGUUUGGUGUCCCUCCUUCUCCUCCUCCGCCGCCACCACCAGACAAUGGUUUACCUUCAAUGGAUUCGUUUGAUGUCCCUCCUUAUUCUCCUCCUCCACCGCCACCACCACCGCCACCACCACCGCCGCCUCCUUGAAAUCAAUUAAUCAAACAUUCGACAUUAUUUCCGAGGCUGAAGCUUACUCGUUUCCUGUACUGAAAGAAAAAAAAAAUGUCAUGUUCAUGGAUUUUUCCCUUUCUACUUAUUUGUGAUUUUACUGUGAUUAUAUUUAACAUGUUACCAUAUUAAUGCAAAUUGACAUUUCUUAAAUUUCCA